CUCCAUACGCUAAAGCUGCCCCGCCAAGAAAAGAAGCAUUAGGUAUUCCCUCUUCAAAAUUUCAAUCAUGAAAAUAAACCUCAUUCUAGCACCCCCUUCGCUGUGGGUUUGUAUACCUUCCUUUCGGGCUAGGGUCUUCUAUGGCGGCCCGGACAUAUAGCGCUGUUGCGCUGCGACGCGUAUCUACUUAUUUACAACCAUCUCCCAAUGCACGAUCACACACAUCACUAUUCCGAGUUCGGCCUUCAAUAGCGUCUCCCAAAUCUUCCAGUUCGCAACAUGGCAUACGAUCAUUGCACUCGCACCCCGCUAGGCGAGGUAGCGCAAGCCAAGGCGAAGCGUCGAAUCCUGCUAUGGCAUUUCCAUGUCUUGAUGCGAUAGAAACCCGAUCAGCGAAACUAGAAGCGAAGUCGCUAUCGACAGGACCCGAACCCGCCUAUACCACCGGUGCCACCGAAAUCUUUCAUUGCAAGGACCCUCUUUCUCUAGAUUGGGGUGGCCUCUUACCCGAAUUCGAUAUCGCAUACGAAACAUGGGGUAAGAUGAACUCGGACAAGUCCAACGUGAUACUUCUUCACACGGGUCUUUCCGCCUCAUCGCAUGCUCACUCGACCGAAAGCAACCCGCAGCCGGGAUGGUGGGAAAAGUUCAUUGGACCUGGCGCAUGUCUCGAUACCGAUAAAUACUUUAUAAUAUGUACAAAUGUUGUCGGGGGUUGCUUCGGAUCAACCGGACCUAGUAGUAUCGACCCUGCCGACGGUCAAAGAUACGCUACACGGUUUCCAAUCCUUACAAUGGAGGAUAUGGUAAGGGCCCAGUUCCGGCUCCUCGACCAUCUCGGUGUGCAAAAUCUACAUGCAAGUGUCGGAUCUAGUAUGGGAGGAAUGCAAUCUCUAGCAGCUGGCGUUCUAUUUCCUUCAAGGGUUGGUCGCAUAGUAUCUAUUAGCGGCUGCGCAAGAAGUCACCCUUAUAGCAUCGCGAUGCGUCAUACACAGCGGCAAGUGCUCAUGAUGGACCCUAAUUGGAACCGUGGGUUCUACUAUGGUAAAGUACCACCGCACGCCGGGAUGAAGCUUGCGAGAGAAAUCGCUACUGUAACAUAUCGAUCUGGGCCCGAGUGGGAGCAACGGUUCGGUCGCAGGAGAGCAGACCCAACAAAACCACCGGCGUUAUGCCCAGACUUCUUGAUCGAGACCUACUUAGACCAUGCAGGCGAGAAAUUUUGUCUAACAUAUGAUCCAAACAGCCUCUUAUAUGUUAGCAAAGCUAUGGACCUCUUUGACUUAGGCCUCGAAAGCCAACAAGCAGCCACGCAACGACGAGCGGAGCGCGAGGAAUUACUUCAAUCCGGGUCUUCCCCGAGAUCGAAUGAUCCAUCCUGCAGCCUCACGCUGCCGGAGUCACCGUAUUCCGAACAACCAGGAGUCGUCCCGGAUGAUUCUAACCCUCCCGUACCUGGAGACUUCCGUCCGCCUGAGGACCUUAUUGCGGGGCUGGCAUCAUUAAGAGAUAUCCCUAUACUUGUAAUGGGUGUCGCUAGUGAUAUACUAUUUCCUGCUUGGCAACAGCGGGAGGUGGCCAACGCAGUACGUCUUACGGGUAACAGAAACGUGACGCACGUCGAAUUGAGCGAGGAGCAAAGUUUGUUCGGUCACGAUACAUUCUUAUUGGAUCUGAAAAAUGUUGGGGGCAAUGUCAAAAACUUUUUGGGAUAGGCGUGGAGUCAUUAUCAAUAUACCUGAGUUCUUCGCAUCCAGUUCGCGCCCAGCAAGACAGAAGCCUAAUAAGACUCAAUUUCGGAGUGGCAUAUGAGGGUGUAGAGG
Hypoxylon trugodes is the source of this 1823-nucleotide messenger RNA. RefSeq names its product homoserine O-acetyltransferase. Gene Ontology annotation, biological process: L-homoserine metabolic process. NCBI's taxonomy places the organism in Eukaryota, Fungi, Ascomycota, Sordariomycetes, Xylariales, Hypoxylaceae. The transcript has a single exon. Bases 141 to 1715 code for a protein of 524 amino acids. The record is from RefSeq and is a predicted model, not a curated record. Gene Ontology annotation, molecular function: L-serine O-acetyltransferase activity; homoserine O-acetyltransferase activity.